AUGUGUGGUAAUAAUAAUAAAAUUAGUGAAUCUGCCGCCUCUAAACGUGGCAAAUCAGUAAGCAAAUGUUUAAACAAGAAAGUUAGUAUAUCAAAACCGGAAAGUGUAUCAAUAAAGAGAAAAAUAUCAUCAAUUAAACAAGAAGUAGUAGAUAUUAAUAUUAACCCAAAAGUGAUUGGAGCAUUAAAAUCAGUUCCAAUUUUUUAUCAAAAAUGUAUUCAUCCAUUGGAGAAAUUUUAUCCAAUAAAUUCUGUAACAGGUACAUUACCAUGGACUGAUACAGAAAUUACCGGUAAACCAACAAUUAUUGUUGUUGGAUCAAGUGGAACUGGUAAAACUUCAUUAGUAAAUUUUCUUCUUGAUUCAGAUUAUAAAGGUUCAAGUAAUAAAGAUGGUACAAAUAAAAUAACAAUAAUUCAAUUUGGUAGUGAAAAUGCUGAAGUUUUAAAUAAAAGUAUAUAUAAAACUAAUUCAAAUUUUCAAUUUAAACAACUUGAUUUAUUUGAAAGUGAUAUAAAAGAAAAUGUAGAAGAAAAAGUUACAACAGUAAAUUCAACAUCAAAUUGUUUAAAAUAUAUAAAUUUAAUUGAUACACCUGGUUAUAGGGCAAAUGAAUUAAAUUUACAUACUAAUGAAAAGUUCGAUGAAAUUUAUAAAUAUCUAUUUCAGCGGGUAGAAGGAAUAAUUGUUACAUUUGAUCAUGAAAGAUUAAAUGAUUCAAUAAAAAAACUUUUAAAACUUUUAUCUAUUCAUUUACAUAAAACAAUUUUUAUAUUAAAUAAGUCAGAAGAAGUUAAAAAAACAGAUGAACUUAUUAAAGCACGAGAAAAACUUUUAUGGUUUAUAUCAAAUGAAUGUAAAAAUAAAAAACCACCUCAAUUAUUUUUUGGUAGUUAUAAAAAUACACCAAUUAAAUUAAAUUCUUUUAAUGAACUUUUUUUAAAAGAUAUGGAUGAAAUUAAUGAAAAUAUUAAAAAAAUAUAUAGUCAAUAUAUAGUGACACGCCUUCAUUGUAUUGAAGAUCAUUGUAUAACUGUUUAUGCAUAUUCAAUAUUCUUUACAACAUUUUAUAAAGUUAUUAAAAAGCAUUACUCAACAGAUACAUGUACAGCUGUCUAUCAAAUAGAAAAUGGUAUAAAAUUGGCAUUACAAUCAUUGCCAAAAUGUAAUAUUGUUGAAAAAAAAAUUACUGAAUUUGAUAUAUAUUUAGAAAACAAAUCAAAAAUAUUAAAUCGACAAUUAAAAAGUUGUGAUAAUUAUAUAUUAGAUGAGUUACGAGAAUUUUUAAAUACUAGUUUUAAAAAUAUUUUAAAGGCAGGAAAAGAUGAAAGUAAAAAGUUAAAGAAAACAUCAGAUUUUGUUCUUCCAAGACGAAAGAUAAUUGAUAAUAAAUCUCAAGAAAAAAAUUCAACAAAGACAAAAACAAAAAUAAUAACAAUACACUGUUCAAAGGAUAAUAAAAAAGAUAAUGAAAUUAUUAAAAAAUUGGAGGCUGAAAAGAAUGCACUUGAAAUGGAGAAGAAGAAACGUGAAGAAGAGAUAAAAAUAAGAAAUGAGCUGGAGGCUAAACAGAAGAAUGAAAAAAAUUUAAAGGAUAAAAUUGAAGCAGAAUUAAGAUUGAAACUUGAAUUAGAAAUGCAACAAAAAAAUGAAAUUGAAAAAAUUAAAAAAGCUGAGGAAGAAAAAAGGUUGGCUGAUCAGGAAAAGAUUAGAAAGUUGGAGGAAGAAAAACAUCUACGUAAUUUGAAGGACCAAAAAGAAGAAAGUAAAGAAAAACAUAGUAAACCUGUUAUUGUUGUAGUUAAAGGAAAUGAUAAUAAGAAUAAUACUUCAAAAUCACGAUCACAAAAAUCAAAUACUUCUAGAUCAGAAAAAUCUGGAAAGUCAGAUAAAGGAUUUAACAUAACAUUAGUCUAA
Messenger RNA from Strongyloides ratti, 1917 nucleotides. RefSeq names its product Dynamin, GTPase domain and P-loop containing nucleoside triphosphate hydrolase domain-containing protein. NCBI's taxonomy places the organism in Eukaryota, Metazoa, Nematoda, Chromadorea, Rhabditida, Strongyloididae. Bases 1 to 1917 code for a protein of 638 amino acids. The transcript has a single exon. The record is from RefSeq and is a predicted model, not a curated record.